AUGGAAGACGAAACACCUUUAUACGGCAUUGACAAAGAGAUCCAAGCUAAAAUCGACUCCAAAUACUCAGUUGAGCGCGAGCAGCAAGCAAGACAAUGGAUGGAAGAGCUUAUCGGUGAAAAGUUUCCUUCUGAUGAUUUCGCCGAGAGCUUAAAAGAUGGCGUUAUUCUGUGCAAGGUGAUUGGUAAAUUAGUUCCCGGCCAAGGAAAGUUCAAGCAAUCCAAGAUGCCAUUCAUUCAAAUGGAAAACAUUUCGAUAUUCUUAAGGGGCGCUGAAGCCUUGGGCGUGCCAAAGUACGAUCUCUUCCAAACAGUGGAUUUGUUUGAAAAAAAGAACAUGACACAGGUCGUUGACUCCAUCUUUUCGUUGUCGAGAUAUGGAUACAAAGCUGGAACAUCACCCAAUUAUCUUGGCCCAAAACUUGCUGACAAACAAAAACCAACAUACUCACAAGAUGCCGCCAAUGCAGCCAAUGCAACAUUUAACACCUAUCAAUAUGGAUACACUGGCGGUGCAAAUCAAUCGGGAAUGAGCUUUGGCCAGCGUCGUAAUAUUGCAGGCAGCGAUCCUUAUGCUCAAUACAAGUAA
Molecule: messenger RNA, 588 nt
Organism: Mucor velutinosus
Lineage: Eukaryota; Fungi; Mucoromycota; Mucoromycetes; Mucorales; Mucoraceae
Exons: 6
Coding region: 1-588 (195 amino acids)
Biological process (GO): actin filament organization
Cellular component (GO): actin cytoskeleton
Molecular function (GO): actin filament binding
Source: RefSeq, a predicted model, not a curated record